Molecule: messenger RNA, 948 nt
Organism: Mirounga angustirostris (Northern elephant seal)
Lineage: Eukaryota; Metazoa; Chordata; Mammalia; Carnivora; Phocidae
Gene: TMCO5A
Product: transmembrane and coiled-coil domains 5A
Exons: 11
Coding region: 1-948 (315 amino acids)
Source: RefSeq, a predicted model, not a curated record
AUGGAAGAACACAAGAACAAUCAGCUAGAUUAUGAGUCAGAGAAAGUGGAAAUCUUAAGAUUGGUCCAGUCAAAGAGGAACAUUAACAGUUUGAACAUGGACCUUGAAAGGGAUAUGCAGAGAAUAGAUGAAGCAAAUCAGGAACUUCUUCUCAAAAUCCACAAGAAAGAAAAUGAGAUUCAGAGGCUGGAAAAUGAGAUCACUCAGACCGGAGACUUGGCUGAAGAUGAGGAGUGGGAGAAGGAGAAUUGCACCGCAGUGGAGAGGGAAAAAGCCUUGCAGGAGCUGGAAGAAGAAACAGCUAGACUCGAUAGGAAGAAUGAAACUCUGGUCCACAGUAUAGCAGAACUUCAAAGAAAGCUUACAAGAAAAUCACAUAAGGCAACCAAGUGUGAACAAGACAAUACAAAGGGAUCCCCAGAAGAGUCAAAGGCCAAGUUACAACAGCUGGAAGCUUCCUGUGCAGACCAAGAGAAAGAGCUAGCCAAGGUAAUGGAAGAUUAUGCAUUUGUGGCCCAGCUCUGUGAAGAUCAGGCCCUCUGCAUAAAGAAGUACCAGGAAACUCUGAGGAAAAUAGAAGAAGAACUAGAGACUCAGUUCCUUGAGAGAGAAGUAUCAAAAGUCCUGAGCAUGAAUUCUGUAAGAAAAGAGUCUAACAGCCAAAAUAACAAGAUCCUGCCUCCUGUCACCAAGAUCAAUUCUAGAGAAAAACUUAAGGGAACUGGUGGGGAAGGGGCUGUUUUUCACUGGAUUUUUCAAUAUGUCUUUUUCACCACCCUAUUUUUCAUCAGACUGCUGGGCUACUUGUUUUUCUAUAUAAGUUUUAUAAAUCCAGAUCUCCUUAUCAACAUACUGCCCAAGAUAUUGAGCAGGGCCAUCCUGUGGAAGCUAAGAUGCUUCCUCUUUCCAUCUCUCACACUUGAGACAGAGGACAUGUUACCCCACUGA